UGAGAGAGUGGAGAAACUUGGAUAGAGGGUUGCCAUAUCCCUGCUGCCCGAGCUGACCGCUUGCCUGCCACUGCGCAGGUUGACGUGAAGGCUGCAUCCGGCUACCCAAACAUCGGGUGUAGCAUCGUUUUCGACAUGUAGACGAUAUAUAAAUCUGCCGUUAGGAAGGAAUGUGUGUGCCAUCCACCCCCAAGCCCGUCAUGCCUGGAACACUACUUCCCAGCCACUUUUCGCUAGAAUUCAGUAUCAGGCCGAAUGUUCUCGCCUUCCCGAAAUACCAGACAACCACAUCCGACCACGAGAAAGCACGUGCAGCUGUGUGUCUCGAUGCCAACGAGAAUUCCGCGGGUUCCUGUCUGGCGGUUGCACCAAAGGAUGAGCCCCGCAUUUUCGACGCGCCCAUGCGCUGGUGGCGCAAUAUGCUGCAGGGCUCAAUCAAUAUCGACAACCUGCAUCGAUAUCCCUCAGCGUCUCAGGUGUCUCUACGUCGGCGGGUGGCGCAGUGGCGAGGUCUUGACUCCAUCAACCAGGUCGGCCUAGGGUCGGGCGCGUCGGAUGUUGUCGAUAUCAUCACACGAAUGAUCUGUACACCUGGUCAAGACAAGAUCCUCAUCUCGCCUCCCACGUUCGACUUGUACAAAGUUUGUGCAACGCUCCAAGGCGUCGGCGUGGAGGAGUGCGUGCAGAGCCUGGCAGACGAUGGGACCUUCCACGUUCCAGUAGAGCAGAUCUGCGCGACACUCUCGGAAGAUCCCCACAUCAAGCUGCUCAUCCUAGCGUCGCCGGGCAACCCCACGGGCUCGCUGAUUCCCAUCAAUCAGAUACAACGCAUUCUCGAUCUCAACGCUUUCAAGGGCAUUGUCGUUGUUGAUGAAGCCUACAUAGAUUUCACGCCAACGGCGACGCAGGCCUCAGCCCUGCAGCUCUUGCCAAGAUACAAUAAUUUGAUCGUCGUACAAUCUCUGAGUAAAUCUCAUGGACUUGCCGGAAUCAGGGUCGGCAUGGCCAUUGCACAUCCUGCCAUUAUAGACAUCUUCUCCAAGGUGCAAAUGCCAUACAAGUUGUCAAGCGUGGUAUUGGAUAUUGCCGAACGAGCGCUUUCCGAAAGCGGCCAAACAUCUGCACUUGCACUGCAGCGCCAGAUCAUGGCUGACAGGGACUCUUUGGUUAAGAUGCUUGCAGACCCCUUGCUUACACGCAAUCGCAUUGGUACUGCCAUCGGUGGCCAGUCUGCAAACUUCGUACUCGUCCCCAUUGUCACGCAGGGCGAACGAGACGACGUACUAGCUAGGCGCCUAACCGAGCAGCUACGAGAGCAGCACGCCAUUUCCAUUCGAUAUGUGGGUGGACAACCCGGAUGUAAAGGCUGCGUAAGGAUUACAGUGGGGACGGCACGGGAACUGAACACACUCCGCGAGGCUCUUCGCACGGUGCUUUUGGAGCUAGAUUAGCCGUGGGUCCGAAAGCCGAACCAAUACAUACCUCUACAUACACGGUGUGUGUGGGCUUCUUCAGACAACCACAAAUUUAGCACCUAGCGCUUCAUGUUCUUUGGGAAAUUGGGUUCGGUGGGUCACGGGAGCAUCCUAGCGCGAUGACGGGCAGCCCCGGUGCCCAUUUCCCCAGACUGGCUAGCUUCAUGCGAACUGCAGAAGCGGUGAUCCACACGCCGCAUACUAACCACUAUCGGUCUGCGUCAGACAUUGUUCGCGACAUCUGUCAUUGAACUGACACCGCAUCCUUAGCAUUAGCCUCGAAUUUUAUCAAGGCCAGCGAAACGUCCCAACACCGACUGUGCAUUGACCCAGUGUCGAUGAAUGUA
Messenger RNA from Alternaria rosae, 1822 nucleotides. RefSeq names its product histidinol-phosphate aminotransferase. Gene Ontology annotation, biological process: biosynthetic process. NCBI's taxonomy places the organism in Eukaryota, Fungi, Ascomycota, Dothideomycetes, Pleosporales, Pleosporaceae. Gene Ontology annotation, molecular function: pyridoxal phosphate binding; catalytic activity. The transcript is spliced from 5 exons. The record is from RefSeq and is a predicted model, not a curated record. Bases 171 to 1451 code for a protein of 426 amino acids.